This is a messenger RNA of Scomber scombrus (Atlantic mackerel), 2915 nucleotides long. It is a transcript of the gene anpeplb, whose product is annotated as alanyl (membrane) aminopeptidase-like b. Gene Ontology annotation, biological process: peptide catabolic process; proteolysis. The record is from RefSeq and is a predicted model, not a curated record. Gene Ontology annotation, cellular component: cytoplasm. The transcript has 20 exons. Lineage: Eukaryota; Metazoa; Chordata; Actinopteri; Scombriformes; Scombridae. Gene Ontology annotation, molecular function: peptide binding; zinc ion binding; metalloaminopeptidase activity. The coding region runs from base 1 to 2856 and encodes 951 amino acids.
AUGCCGAUAGGGUCUAUUACAUCCAUGGCCCUUGCUGCCACCGCUGUGGUUCUAACCGCGUCUGUCAUCGCCGGGACUGUAACCAUGGUCAUUAUAUUUCAGAUUGAGACCGAGGGCGUGAAUAUGACAGCACCUCCAACCAUCUCAACCACAACUGAAGGACCACCACCAGCCAUGCGGCUGCCGAAGAAUCUCAUACCUGAGCGCUACGAGGUCUUCAUCCAGCCUCACCUCUACUCUCAAAUCAUUGAGGUUGUGAAUGAAACCAGUCCCAACCAAACGAUGCUCUUCACAGGAUACUCAACUGUUUACUUUAACUGUUUCCUGCCAACUAAAAGCAUAUACCUCCACAGCAGGAACCAGGUGAUUUCUAAUCCUAUGGUGAAGGAAAUAAUCUCUCGUAACGAAGUAAAGGUGGACAGUUUUCACCACCACACAGAUGGCAGUGACUUCCUGGAGAUCAAAUUGAGGGAAUCAUUGAAGUUAGGACACAACUACAGUUUGUAUCUGGAAUUCAGUGGAGACAUUUCUGAAAAUCUUGAAGCGCUGUACGUAAGCACAUACACCAAAGGUGUCCCAUCCGAUGUAGUUGAUCCAAAUUCAAUGAGGUACCUUGCCGCCACUGACUUGGAACCAACAGAUGCCAGGAAAGUGUUUCCUUGUUUCGAUGAGCCAGAAAUGAAAGCAGAGUUUGAUGUGGCCGUCCAACAAAGGAAAUCAAUGUCAGCUAUAGGAAAUGCGGCCAUAGCAGACAGGAAUGUCAUAGAUGUGGACUGGGAACUAACCAAAUUUCAUACAACGCCAAAGAUGUCGACGUACUUGUUUGCCAUCGUUGUUUCAGAGUUGAAAGAAAAGUGCACCGUAUAUGAACAUCAACCUGUGACUAUGUGUAUACAUGCUCGCCCUGCGGCCAUUGAAGCUGGACAUACUGAAUAUGCAGAAAGCAUCUCCAGAAAGAUUCUCGACUUCUACAAUGGUCGUUUUGGAAUUACGUACCGUCUUAACAAGCUAGAUCAAGUUGCACUGCCAGACUUAAAUCCUGCAGCAAUGGAGAACUGGGGAUUGGUCACAUACCAAGAAGCAGGCCUGCUUUAUGAAGAGGGAGUGUCCUCACUGUUGCAUAAGGAAGUGAUUGCCACCCUUAUUGCACAUGAACUGGCACACCAGUGGUUUGGGAAUCUGGUGACAAUGAAAUGGUGGAACCAAAUCUGGCUGAAUGAGGGCUUUGCCAGCUACAUGUCAUACUUCGCAGUGGACUAUGUUGAGCCCACGUUUGAAAUAGAAGACGUGUUUAUCAUGAGCGACCUCCAUACAGCAUUUGAAGAAGACGCUUUGGCUUCGUCUCAUCCUCUCAGUGUUCCGCAGGACGACAUCCAGAGGACUUAUGAGAUCAUUGAGAUGUUUGAUACUAUAACCUACAGCAAGGGGGCUAUUGUCCUGAGAAUGCUGGCAGACGUCAUAACCCAAACAACUUUCAACAAAGGGAUCAACUCGUAUCUCAAGGCCUUCGCACUUCAAAACACUGACCAGAAUGACCUCUGGGAGUAUAUACAGAAGGCUGUUCAAGAGGAUGGCGGUAAUACUGAUGUUGCCGAGAUGAUGGACACCUGGACCAAUCAAGUUGGAUAUCCUGUCGUCACCAUCAACACUACCAGUGGUGUGAUUUACCAGAAGCACUUCCUGUUCAAUGAUACUGCUGAGUCUAGACUUAUGUGGCACAUCCCUAUCCGAGUCAUGUCAAAUAUAUCUGAUGCUUCUCCUGUACCUGAUUGGUUGACAAUGGAGUCAGCAACUAAAGAUCCAUUCCAGUCUAAAAAAGGAGAGUGGAUCCUAGCAAAUGUCAACUGCACUGGAUAUUACAGAGUGAAUUAUGACCCAGACAACUGGCAACGCCUCUUGAAUCAGCUGACGACAAACCCCAAUAGGAUUCCAGUGAUGAACAGAGGGCAGCUUGUUGAUGAUGCAUUUAACUUGGCAAGGGCCAAAAUGGUCAACGUGACUCUAGCUCUGAAUUUCACCCAGUUCCUUGUUAAUGAGACAGCAUACCUUCCUUGGGAGUCUGCAGUGAGGAACCUCAAGUACUUUGUCCUCAUGUUUGACCGCUCCGAGGUGUAUGGACCAAUGCAGACGUACCUCCGUCAUCAGGUUGAAGGCCUGUAUGACUUCUUCAGUAACUACACUGACAAUAACGCUGUCCCACAGAAGCACUCCUUACAGCAUAAUCAGAUCACCGCUAUAGAUGUGGCCUGUUCCAAUGGGCUCCCAGCAUGUCUGGAAAUGACUACAAGGCUGUAUGGUGACUGGAUGAAACCUAACAGCACCAACAAGAUCCACUCCAACCUGCGGUCUGUAAUCUACUGCCAAGCUGUGGCUCAGGGUGGGAAGAAAGAGUGGGAGUUUGCCUGGGAGAAAUUUCAGAGCUCCAGUGAAACCUCAGAGAAAGAGCAGCUCCGAGUAGCUCUGUCCUGCACCAAGAAGACCUGGCUGCUCAACAGAUAUCUGGAGUACACCUUGAACCCUGAGAAGAUACGGCUGAUGGAUGUUGCUUCCACUAUUAACUAUAUUGCCAAUAAUGCGGCGGGGCAGGCGCUGGCAUGGAACUUUAUCAGGGCACACUGGGACUACGUCAGUCUGGGGGAUGGAGCCAUGCUGAUCGAGGGAGUGACUAGACGGUUUUCCACACAAUUUGAACUGGAAGAGCUGGAGCGUUUUAACACAACCUAUGAACUGGGUCCUGCUAAUGCAGCGGUGCACCAGGCCAUAGAGCAAACCCAAGUCAACAUCCAGUGGGUCCGUGAGCACCAAGAGAUUGUACUGGACUGGUUUGAAAAGGCCGUGAAAGACUACGAUCUUUGAUUUUUUUUCCUCAGUCCUUCAGAGAUCAGUGGUGCUGGCACUUUUCAAUCCUGCAGCUG